This is a messenger RNA of Poeciliopsis prolifica (blackstripe livebearer), 1053 nucleotides long. RefSeq lists its product as uncharacterized. Gene Ontology annotation, biological process: nucleosome assembly. NCBI's taxonomy places the organism in Eukaryota, Metazoa, Chordata, Actinopteri, Cyprinodontiformes, Poeciliidae. Gene Ontology annotation, molecular function: protein heterodimerization activity; structural constituent of chromatin; DNA binding. The coding region runs from base 5 to 988 and encodes 327 amino acids. Gene Ontology annotation, cellular component: nucleosome. The record is from RefSeq and is a predicted model, not a curated record. The transcript has 3 exons.
CAUAAUGAGUGGCCGUGGAAAGGGAGGUAAAGGACUCGGAAAAGGAGGCGCCAAGCGUCACCGUAAAGUUCUCCGUGAUAACAUCCAGGGAAUCACCAAGCCCGCUAUCCGCCGCCUAGCUCGCCGCGGUGGCGUCAAGCGUAUCUCCGGGCUCAUCUACGAGGAGACCCGCGGUGUGCUCAAGGUUUUCCUGGAGAAUGUCAUCCGUGAUGCCGUUACCUACACCGAGCACGCAAAGAGGAAGACUGUGACCGCCAUGGAUGUGGUGUACGCUCUCAAGAGGCAGGGCCGCACUCUUGUUAAACACGAAGAAACUAAUUUAACCGCGAUGGCAAGAACCAAGCAGACCGCUCGUAAGUCCACCGGAGGAAAGGCUCCCAGGAAGCAGCUUGCAACCAAAGCUGCCCGUAAGAGCGCCCCAGCCACCGGCGGAGUUAAGAAGCCUCACCGCUACAGGCCCGGAACCGUGGCUCUGCGAGAGAUCCGCCGCUACCAGAAAUCCACCGAGCUGCUGAUCCGCAAGCUGCCCUUCCAGCGCCUGGUCAGGGAAAUCGCUCAGGAUUUCAAGACCGACCUGCGCUUCCAGAGCUCCGCCGUCAUGGCUCUGCAGGAGGCCAGCGAGGCUUACCUGGUGGGUCUCUUCGAGGACACCAACCUAUUUAAUACUGAUAUCACAAUGAGUGGCCGUGGAAAGGGAGGUAAAGGACUCGGAAAAGGAGGCGCCAAGCGUCACCGUAAGGUUCUCCGUGAUAAUAUCCAGGGAAUCACCAAGCCCGCUAUCCGCCGCCUGGCUCGCCGCGGCGGCGUCAAGCGUAUCUCCGGGCUCAUCUACGAGGAGACCCGCGGUGUGCUUAAGGUUUUCCUGGAGAAUGUCAUCCGUGAUGCCGUCACCUACACCGAGCACGCAAAGAGGAAGACUGUGACCGCCAUGGAUGUGGUGUACGCUCUCAAGAGGCAGGGCCGCACGCUGUACGGCUUCGGCGGUUAAAUCUACCAGCUCCUUAAAACAAACAAACGGCUCUUUUAAGAGCCACCCAAACUUCUUAAAAGAGA